CACAGCGCUUCCACGUCUCCCUCCUUAUCUGUGACCCACUCCGUCGUCUUCCCCGGAAACGGUCACGCGACUCGCGAGCUCCCGCCGCCGCCGCCGCCGUCGCCGUCGCCGUCGCGGCCUCCCACCUCUCCCUCUACCCCACCACACUCGCCGCCGGCGAGGCCCUGACGGCGAUCCCCAACACUGCCCCCCGGCGGCUGCCGUUGGAUCGUGGGAGGGAGGAUUGGCCGGUUGUACUACAGUUGAGGGAGGGAGGAGCUACCGUUUGUGAUCCGCCGCCUGCGACCGGGCGUCCCCGUAGUUAGAUCCGGCUCGACCACCACGGCCUCCGGCGCUCUGAGCGGCUGCUCUGUGUGAGAGGCCCUGCUGCUGAAAGAGAAUCCAUGGCCGCGGCGAGCGGACCGUGGCUGCUCGUCGUGGUCGUGGCUUGGGUCUUGGGCGUUGCGGCCGCCUCGUCGUCGUCGUCAUCGCCUGGGCAGGCAGGUACCAGCCAGAAAUUCAACAAGUGUAUGCCGUGCUCUAGGAGAUAUGUCGCUGAUUCAUACCUCGAUACCUUGAUCGGCCAGCUUGCUCAACAUCGUGACUUGACUGAAACAUCUGAUUCUGCUGACUCAUGCAAAGGACUUGAUUAUGAUCUUGAUGCACCCAUGCUUACAGAAUUGCACUCGGAACUGGUUGGUGAAGGUUCUCAUCGCCGUCUAGUCUAUCAUGUGGAAUUUGCUAACUGUGCAGAUGCUAUGGUUAAUUUCCUUGAUAACUAUGAUGCCAAUCUGGUGGUAAUAGAAAAUCUCCCGAAUGGUGUGUUUGCUGACCCAUUUGAGCUACAACAUUUUGUUGAGCGGAAAGUAUAUCUUGAUAUGGUUGUUUUCGGAGACACCAACCUUGAACUGCCUUCGGCUCUAUCCAACCGGUCAUCUGUGGAAAUCCAUGUUGAUCUCGCACCACUUGCAUCGAUGAACUGUAACCUUGUAAUAGACCUGCCUCUCCAUGCUAGAUACCCACCUCUUGAUGCCAGUGGUUAUGCGACGGUUGAGUUUGGUAGCCCAGAUCUGCUUCUACGUUACAGAAAGAAGGAUACUGUUCCUGAAUCCUGCUCAUGGUUGCUUAAAGAUCUUGAUGCUGCACCUGUGGAGAAAGCUACAUGGCGCAUACCCUGUGGAGACGAAGCGCACAUAGGAUUUGUAUCUAGUAUCACUUUUCUUUCAGCUCUAGUUUGCUCAAUUUUAAUAGUCAUAGCUGCCCUAUUUUAUUGAUGUCAAAACUGAAAUGCAAGACAAGUUGGAUUAUUUCGUCCAAAUCAAAAUAUGUUAUGUGAUUACUUUUUCAGACAUUUAUAACCCCAUUAUCUUGUUCAUGUCUAGAACACAAUCAAAGGGAAAGUUCCUUGCAGUUGAAGUUGCAAACCUGCAGUCGACUGACCACUGAUAACUGACCAUGGCAUCUGCCUGCAACAUCACAAGGAGUUAUAAAAGGAAAAGAAUAAUUUCCUUCAUGAGGGCAGGAAGGAAUGCCCAGUUGCUGAAUUCUGAGUUGAUCUGGAUCAGAAGCUACCCUAUUCUAUUGUCUUGGAAGCAGCCAAGCAGGUGAAGCAUGAAUUGGAAGCUUGUGUUAACAACUCUACUCCUUUUGUCUUUGCACGCUUAAUAGACUGGCACAUACAGUCAUUCUCUGUUUAUAAAAAUCCAGAGCUGUCCCAUUUUUAAUUUCA
Molecule: messenger RNA, 1708 nt
Organism: Oryza sativa Japonica Group (Japanese rice)
Lineage: Eukaryota; Viridiplantae; Streptophyta; Magnoliopsida; Poales; Poaceae
Biological process (GO): GPI anchor biosynthetic process
Cellular component (GO): endoplasmic reticulum membrane
Source: RefSeq, a predicted model, not a curated record